GGCCAUUUACGUCAAGUCUCUGACGACCACGUUAAUACUGUAUUUGGUCGAGAGUUUACAAAGUUGUGAUGCAAAUCACUCAAAUGACAAGAUCGCCAACCUCGGAACUAAUUUCCUCCAAUCAGUACAACCCUAUCAUGGCUGGAUGCCUACCACGCUUGUGAUUGGCUGUGCACGGGUUCAAGUUGGGAUUUACCCACGACAGUGGGAAAUACCAAACCAUGUUGGAAAGACUGGCAUUUUCGAAUUGGCUUCGUUCACAACAUGGAGAGUGCCCCGCUGAUGAGCCCGCUGAUGUCGUCUCGACAGAGUUCGUCCAAGAAGUCCACCAAAGCCAUCGCGGCUGUCCUUGCGACCGUUGCCGGUGCCUUGGUGUACGUGGGCUCUACUGCCCGCCCCGCUGCCGUCGUGACCGAGACUUUUUCGGGCGAGACCAUGUCCAUGAGCCACAAGCAGAAGCUGCCAAAGGAGUCGUUCGACGGGGACCUACGCCUUCGAUGCAAUGAGACGUACAUCACCCAGACGCUGGACCACUUCACUGCUCACUUCGGCACGUACGAACAGCGCUACUUUACAUGCGGUGAGCACUGGAAGUCCCCGGACGGACCCAUCUUCUUCUACACGGGGCACGAGAGCGACGCCGAGAAUUUCCUCAAGGCCACGGGGCUUAUGUGGGAAAACGCGGCGGAAUUCGGCGCGCUCCUGGUGUUUGCCGAGCACCGGUACUUUGGCAAGUCGUUCCCGAAGAUUGCGAACGCGUCCUACAUUGAGAGCCUCCGGUUCCUGUCGUCCGAGCAGGCGCUAGCCGACUACGCGGUUCUCAUCAAGCACUUGAAGACGACGCUGCAUGCGGAGAAGAGCCCUGUCAUCUCGUUCGGCGGGUCGUACGCGGGCAUGCUGGCAGCGUGGUUUCGCAUGAAGUACCCGUUCGUCGUGGACGGCGCGAUCUCGUCGUCGGCGCCGCUGCUCGCCUUCCACGGCCAAGACCCGCCCGUGGACCCCGAAGCGUUCUCGCGCAUCACGACGUUUGUGGGCACCGCUGCCGCGGGGUCGGCCGCCAACUGCGUGCCAAACAUCCGCAAGGCGCAGCAGGUCAUUUCCGACUGGGGCGCCACCGCCCAAGGCCGCCAAAACUUGACCACGGCUCUGGGUCUGUGUACAGUGCCGCCAUCGCAAGAGGUCGCGCUUGAGAUCGCAGACAGCUUGGUGGGGACGUACACGGAGUUGGCCGAAGGCAACUACCCGUGGCCGUCCGACUACUUUAGCGACUUGCCGGCGUUCCCGUACCGCGCGGCGUGCGACCAUUUGAAAGACGAGUUUGAAAGCGAUGCCGCGCUCUUGGCAGGGUUCCGCGCCAGCGUCGGCGUGGCCACCAACUCGUCCGGCAAGGUCACGUGUGUCGACUGGAACUCGACGUCCCCGAUCGAGUCGGAAAACUUGUGGUCGUACUUGGCGUGCUCGGAGCUGUACAUGGUCAUCAGCGACCAAGACGGCGUCCGUGACUUCUUCCGUCCAUCCAAGCAGAACCAGACGGCGGACGCCGAGCGAUGCUUGGCCAAGUGGGGCGUGGAAUUGCGGCCGCUGUGGGCCAAUACCGUGUACGGUGGCUGGGCGGGCAUCCGUGCCGCGUCCAACAUCGUCUUCUCCAACGGCAACUUUGACCCGUGGGGCGGCUACGGUGUAUGGGAGUCCCAAAGCGACUCGGUCAUCGCCAUCCCCAUCGACCAAGGCGGCCACCACCUCGACCUCAUGUUCAGCAACGAAGCCGACCCGCAAUCGGUGCGCGACGCGCGCGAGCAGGAGAAGCACGAGAUCCGCAAAUGGAUUCGAAACAAGCACAAGGCGCAACACUAACCAUCGCAGGCUUUGGCCAGCAUAUCGAUUUUAUCCUGCCAUGGGUAUAUUCCAAUAAUAUUGUGACCACAAUGAAAAGCAGCAGAUUUCUC
Molecule: messenger RNA, 1946 nt
Organism: Aphanomyces astaci
Lineage: Eukaryota; Oomycota; Saprolegniomycetes; Saprolegniales; Verrucalvaceae
Exons: 1
Coding region: 265-1854 (529 amino acids)
Biological process (GO): proteolysis
Molecular function (GO): dipeptidyl-peptidase activity; serine-type exopeptidase activity
Source: RefSeq, a predicted model, not a curated record